AUGUGGCCAUGGCUCAUGACAGCUUGUAUCUAUCCAUGCAUUGUAGGCCCAGAUUUCUGGGGUCUCGUUCACAAAGAAUGGAAGAUGUGUACAGCAGGUCAAUUGCAAUCACCUAUUAACAUAGAACCAGAUAAAUUAUUAUUUGAUCCUCAUUUGGAUAAUAUAAAGUUAGAUGAUGUACAAAUUGAAGCAAGUUUUGAAAACAUUGGGCAACUACCUAUUGUGACUUUGAAUGAAACGAAACAAACUAUAAACAUAACUGGUGGGCCAGCUUUUCCUUACAAUUAUCGACUUAAUCAGAUUAUAGUUCAUUACGGUAAGGAUUCCAAUGAGAAGGGAUCAGAACACACUGUUAACAGAGAAAGAUUUCCAGCUGAGGUCCAAUUCUUAGCUUAUAACAGUGAUUUGUAUGUGAAUUUUACUCAAGCCAUGACACAGCCCAAAGGCCUCUUAGCUAUAGCAAUAAUGGUGGAUAUCGGAUCGACGACAGAAGUAGAAUUAAGGAGAUUAACAGUUGCAUCUCAAAGUAUAACAUAUAAAGGACAAACUACAAUCUUACGUCGAUUGCAUCCAUAUGCCUUACUGCCAAAGACAUCUCACUAUGUAACCUAUGAAGGGUCGUUAACGUUUCCCGGUUGUCAUGAAACUGUCACAUGGAUUAUUAUGAAUAAUCCUAUUUAUAUAACAAAAGAAGAUUUAAGUAUAUGGAAUGAAUUACAAAAAGCUGAAUCAAAACAAAGUCAACCUGUCUACAUGACGCCUACUUAUCGACCACUUCGUAAUGGGCACGGGCGUACUGUCCGUACAAAUAUAAAUAUAGCUUUCAAGCCACAAUCAAGCUCAACUUGUGUUUCAAACCGUUACACCGAUCUCGGCUAUCGCGCAAAUCCUCAUCGUUCAACUAAUUCUCAACAUAAUCAUUCAUUAUAUAAACGAAAUCUUUUACAACAAGAAAAUGAUUUCAAAGAAUCAAAUAAUAACAUAGAGCUAUAUGAAGAAGACUUUCUAAAUUCUCCACAUUUAGAACAUAGCUUAUAA
Molecule: messenger RNA, 1038 nt
Organism: Auanema sp. JU1783
Lineage: Eukaryota; Metazoa; Nematoda; Chromadorea; Rhabditida; Rhabditidae
Source: the annotation of a GenBank genome assembly